AAAAGAAUAUACCUACGUAAGUCCGAAACCGAAGUCCCAACCCAACCGGGUCCUCGUGCGUACGGUCCGGAUCUUCUCUCGGCGGCGAGUCGUCGGCGCCGUCGUCGUCGUCGUCUUACGUACUCGCAGUUGCUUCCCAGCUAGAGCCUUACCCUCUUCCUUCUUCCUCCCUGCGUGCGCGGCUCCCAUGUCACUCUUUGCUGAAUCGCGCGGCGCCCACGAAAAUGAGAGAUGAAGGACGAGCUCAGCGACGCCGUUCCCUGCUCCUCCCUCGCCGUGGAUUCCAUCCUCCGCGUCGGCACGGCAGGUGCGAUCUGGGGGUUAUGCAUAGGUCCAUACGAUGCUCGGAAAAGUGGCCUUUCUGGGAUGCCUCGGGCGUCCUUUGUGGCAAAAUCGGUCGGCAAAUUCAGCUUCCAAUGCGGACUGGUUGCUGGAGUUUUUACAGUGACACGCUGUGGAAUACAGAGAUACCGAAGGAGGGAUGAUUGGGUAAAUGGCCUGGUUGCGGGAGCUGUGGCUGGGGCAGCUGUUGCUGCAGGGACAAGAAGCUGGACGCAUGUGCUUGGGAUGGCUGGCCUAGUUUCUGUCUGUAGUGCUGCUGCUGAUUUUUCCAGAACAAACUAGAAUCACCAGGUCAGAUAAAUCCUUGGUGCCUAAGAAAUAGGCAAUUUUUCCAGUUCCGCCAAGGAUAGUUGUCGGUAUCUUUUGGUUUUCAAGAAUCAUCUAGGAUAAACAAUUCCCAGGCUGAUUUUAGAUUUGAUUCUUUUGGCAAUGAAACAAAGAAGGGGAUAAGAAGUCCUCUUGUCAUCUGCUUACUGAGUUUGGUUGUAGAAAUCAUCUCAAAGUGCAGGGAAACAAGUAUUUAUGUGUAUGAAAUAUUGCGUAUACGUGGUGGCUUUAUGAUUGGUUUACGA
This is a messenger RNA of Eucalyptus grandis, 914 nucleotides long. Its product is annotated as outer envelope pore protein 16-4, chloroplastic. NCBI's taxonomy places the organism in Eukaryota, Viridiplantae, Streptophyta, Magnoliopsida, Myrtales, Myrtaceae. Gene Ontology annotation, molecular function: transmembrane protein transporter activity. Gene Ontology annotation, cellular component: TIM22 mitochondrial import inner membrane insertion complex. Gene Ontology annotation, biological process: protein insertion into mitochondrial inner membrane. The coding region runs from base 232 to 624 and encodes 130 amino acids. The transcript has 6 exons. The record is from RefSeq and is a predicted model, not a curated record.